Staurois parvus is the source of this 249-nucleotide messenger RNA. Lineage: Eukaryota; Metazoa; Chordata; Amphibia; Anura; Ranidae. The record is from the annotation of a GenBank genome assembly.
CCCAGGACCCUGCAUUCACUAUAUAUCUGGUCUCCCCGGACCCUGCAUUCACUAUAUCUGGUCUCCCACAGACCCUGCAUUCACUAUAUCGGGUCUCCCACAGUACACAGAACAUGGAAAUACAAAUAUUUUAGUAAAUAUAAACUGCUAAAUACCUUUUCUCAACAGCAGUUAGAGCAGUCUUGUGACUUCUAUCAGUGUCUAGUAGAGCACAUGUUAAAACUUGUAGGAGGAGUUUUCAUUCUGCUC